Messenger RNA from Marmota monax (woodchuck), 8933 nucleotides. It is a transcript of the gene Bltp3a, whose product is annotated as bridge-like lipid transfer protein family member 3A. NCBI's taxonomy places the organism in Eukaryota, Metazoa, Chordata, Mammalia, Rodentia, Sciuridae. Gene Ontology annotation, molecular function: histone deacetylase binding. The record is from RefSeq and is a predicted model, not a curated record. The transcript is spliced from 22 exons. Bases 183 to 4544 code for a protein of 1453 amino acids.
GCGGGUGGGUGGGAUCGUGGCGGAGCUCCGGGCGCCCGGGCAGGGGCGAGAGAGCGCCAUGGCGGCUGCUGUGGCUGCGGCAUCCGGUGCCCGCGCCGCGGCGAUGUGAGGAGGCCUCCUCUUCCCACGACUGAGGAGGCUACAGCUGCCCGCCUGCCUUCCUCGCGGGCCGCGGCUCCGGCAUGGCCGGGAUCAUUAAGAAGCAGAUCCUGAAACACCUGUCCCGGUUCACUAAGAAUCUUUCCCCGGACAAAAUCAACUUGAGCACCCUGAAGGGGGAGGGUCAGCUCACCAACUUGGAGCUGGAUGAAGAGGUUCUACAGAAUGUGCUGGAACUGCCCACAUGGUUAGCCAUCACUCGGGUCUACUGCAACAGGGCCUCCAUCCGGAUCCAGUGGACAAAGUUGAAGACACACCCAAUUUGCUUGUGUCUGGAUAAGGUAGAGGUGGAGAUGAAGACGUGUGAGGAGCCUCGGCCCCCCAAUGGACAGUCUCCCAUUGCCCUUGCUUCAGGACAGAGUGAGUAUGGCUUUGCUGAAAAGGUAGUGGAGGGGAUGUUCAUCAUCGUCAAUUCCAUCACCAUCAAGAUUCACUCCAAGGCCUUCCAUGCUUCUUUUGAAUUAUGGCAGCUCCAGGGUUACAGUGUCAACCCUAACUGGCAACAGAGUGACCUUCGUCUGACUCGCAUCACUGAUCCCCGCCGAGGAGAGGUUUUAACAUUUAAGGAAAUAACUUGGCAGACACUUCGAAUUGAGGCAGAUGCUACAGAUAAUGGAGAUCAAGACCCAAUCACCACCCCACUGAGACUUAUUACCAACCAAGGCCGGAUCCAAAUAGCCCUCAAGAGAAGAACCAAAGAUUGUAAUGUGAUAGCCUCCAAGCUGAUGUUCCUGUUGGAUGACCUGCUCUGGGUGCUAACGGACUCACAGCUCAAGGCCAUGAUGAAGUAUGCCGAAUCUCUGAGUGAGGCCAUGGAGAAGUCGGCCCAGCAAAGAAAGAGCCUGGCCCCUGAACCUGUCCAGAUCACUCCACCUCCUCCCAGUGCCCAGCAGUCCUGGGCCCAGGCGUUUGGUGGCAGCCAGGGAAACAGCAGCAGCAGCAGCAGCCGGCUCAGCCAGUACUUUGAGAAAUUUGAUGUGAAAGAGUCCUCCUACCAUCUGCUCAUCUCCCGCCUGGACCUGCACAUUUGUGAUGAUAGCCAGUCCCGGGAUCCAGGUAUCUCUGCAAAUAGACUCAUGGGUGGUGCCAUGCAGCUUACCUUCCGCAAGAUGGCAUUUGACUACUACCCCUUCCACUGGGCAGGUGAUAGCUGCAAACAUUGGGUACGGCACUGUGAGGCCAUGGAGACCCGAGGACAUUGGGCUCAGAAGCUUGUGAUAGAAUUUCAGAGUAAAAUGGAGAAGUGGCAUGAAGAGACUGGUCUGAAACCACCUUGGCACCUGGGGGUAGACUCCCCUUUCCGGAGGAAAGCAGAUUCUCUCUCUAGUCCUCGAAAGAACCUUCUUGAGAAGUGUCCCUCUGGGGGACGUCAGGCUGCUUUUCGGCCUCCGGCCUGGAAUCGCUUACGCUCUAGCUGCAUGGUUGUACGAGUGGAUGACCUGGACAUCCAUCAGGUUUCUACAGCUGGACAGCCAAGUAAGAAGCCAUCUACACUCCUUUCCUGCAGUCGCAAACUCCACAGCUUACCCACUCAGGUCUCUGCCAUUCAUGUUGAGUUUACAGAGUAUUAUUUCCCAGAUAAUCAGGAGCUUCCAGUUCCCUGUCCCAACCUCUACAUUCAGUUAAAUGAUUUGGCAUUUACUGUGGAUCCUGUCAGCUUGCUCUGGGGAAACCUCUUUUGCCUAGAUUUAUACCGUAGCUUGGAGCAAUUCAAAGCUAUUUACAAACUGGAGGAUUCAAGGCAGAAAGAUGAACAUCUGGACAUCCGACUGGAUGCCUUCCGGUUAAAGGUGAGCUUCCCUCUGGAGAAGAGAGAGCAGGCAAAAUUGCAUCGUCCCCAGGCCCUUGUCUUCUCUUCAUCAGGGAUGAUUGCCACCAAUACACGAUAUGCCCCACAAUGUAGCUGUCCAGAUCUCCAGACUCUCUUCCGGGGUUUUGCUGCUGCCGAGUUCUUCCAUUCUAAUUAUGAUCACUUUCCCAAGGUUCCGGGUGGCUUUAGCCUUCUGCACAUGCUGUUUUUGCAUCAUGCCUUCCAGAUGGAUUCCCGCCUUCCUCAGCCUAGUACCCUCCCUCCCCAGAGGCCUAAGGCUUCCCAGGAUCUCUGGUCCAUCCACUUCACCCGGAUCUCCUUGGACUUUGAGGGAACAGAGAACUUCAAAGGCCAUACGUUGAAUUUUGUGGCCCCCUUCCCCUUGUCUGUUUGGGCCUGUCUACCUCUCCGCUGGCAGCAGGCCCAGGCUCGAAGGCUCCUUUUGGCCUCGGAGGGGAGGUUGAAACCAUCAGCCAGCUUUGGCAGUCCUGUUCACUCUGAAGUCCUCAUCCCUGAUUCUGUGUCCCAUCAGAGGUCAAAGACUGAGCAUGAUUUGAAAAGUUUGUCAGGCCUUACAGAAGUCAUGGAAAUUCUGAGAGAAGGCAGUGAUGGUGUGGGCAACAAAGGGCCUGUGACAGAGCUGGAGGAUGCAGCAGAUGUCCAUGUGCUUGUACACUCCCCAGCCCAUGUCUGCGUGAGGCUGGACCAUUACCAGUACUUGGCUCUGCUCCGUCUGAAGGAGGUGCUGCAGGAGCUUCAGGAGCAGCUGACUAAGGAUACAGAGGCCAUGACAGGGUCUCCCCUGCAGGACCAGACAGCUUGCAUUGGUGUGCUCUUUCCCAGCGCUGAGGUGGCUCUACUCAUGCAUCCUGCCCCUGGGGCUGUCGAUGCUGAUUCUGCAGGUUCAGACACCACCAGCCUUAUAGAUUCAGAGCUGUCUCGUUCAGAGGAUCGGGAACUGAAGUCUGAUGCCUCCUCAGACCAGGGCCCAGCAAGCCCCGAGAAGGUCCUGGAGAAUAGUAGUAUUGACAAUCUUGAUGCAUCUCAUGAGAGGCCUCAGAGCAAUGGAGAAUUGCAGGACUCAGAUCCACUUCCACAGCAGCUGUCAGGGAAAGGCCACGAGGCAGUUGAGUCCCUCCAGGCCAAGAGACUGAGCAGAGCCCAAGCCUCCAGCUCACCAGCUGCAUUGAAGUCCACAGCUGGCAGGGAUACUGCUGUGAACGGACAGGGUGAGCCUGUUCCCUUGAAGAACCUUGAAGGAGAAUUGUCGAGUGCUAUUCACAUGACCAAGGAUGCCACCAAGGAGGCUCUACAUGCCACCAUGGACCUCACUAAGGAAGCUGUGUCCCUGACUAAGGAUGCCUUCAGUCUGGGCAGAGAUCGAAUGACCUCCACCAUGCACAAGAUGCUGUCCCUGCCCCCAACCAAGAUAGAUUGCCAAGGAGGAAGAAGAGAGGAAAACUUAAAGGGGGAGCCCAUGGCCAAGAUAGAUGAGGGCCCAGCAGCCCCAGUGGGUGGAGGUGCUGCCCGACUCCGCUUUUUCUCCAUGAAGAGGACAGUAUCUCAGCAGUCAUUUGAUGGUGUCUCAUUGGAUAACAGUGGCCCCGAAGACCGGAUUUCAGUGGACAGUGAUGGCAGCGAUAGCUUUGUGAUGCUCUUGGAGUCUGAAUCUCGUCCAGAAUCUGUUCCAUCAGGAUCCCUUCCAGGUGUCUUGGAUGAUGCUGUUCAAGGGAGCCCUGUUGUAGAUAGUUUUGGCCAGCGUUCUCCAGGGGCCAACAGUUCAGUAUCACCCAGUGGUGAAGACCUCGUCCUUCAUUCGGUCUCAGUUUUGGUUCUGAAGGUGAAUGAAGUGUCUGUUGGGAUUGAGGUACGUGGUGAGGACCUGACUGUAGCCUUGCAAGCAGAGGAACUGACCCUACAGCAGCUAGGCACCGUGGGACUCUGGCAGUUCCUACAAGGACAGUGCCCAGGUACAAGCUUUCAGGAAUCCUCAAGUUUGAAGACUGACAACAUCAGGCCAGCCUUAGGCCUUCGCUUUGAGGUGGGGCCUCGUGCAGCUGUUCAUUCCCCACUGGCUGCACAAAAUGGCUUCCUGCACUUCUUACUUCGAGGCUGUGAUCUUGAGCUGCUCACUUCGGUGCUCAAUGGCCUGGGGCCCUUUUUGGAGGAUGAGGAAGUCCCAGUGGUGUUCCCCAUGCAGAUUGAGCUCCUGAACUCCAGUAUCACACUAAAGGAUGAUAUCCCCCCCAUCUAUCCAACUUCCCCAGGCCCUGUCCCCAUCACUGUGGCCAUGGAGCAUGUUGUGCUGAAGAGGAGUGAUGAUGGCGUGUUCCACAUUGGUGCUGCUGCUCAGGACAGACCAUCAGCUGAAGUACCUAAAAGUGAGAAGAAGCAGCCCCUCAAAGAACAGCUAUUUCUGGUGCCCACAGGAGAGGUUUUUAGACAACAGGUGAAUGAACUGCCUACCCUACAAAAAGAACUUAUAGAAACUAAACAAGCAUUGGCCAGUGCUAACCAGGAUAAAGAGAAACUUCUUCAGGAGAUUAGGAAAUAUAACCCCCUCUUUGAGCUCUGAUAGCAGAGGCUCAGCCGUCUGUGCCAAGGAGAGAAGAGAUCACCAGCAGUAGCACCACCUGGGACAGAGGGCGUCUUCCAGCACUGGAAUGAUCCGCUGAGGAUGCAAGAGGGACCGGGUGUGCUCUGUGCACGCCUCCUGGGUGCACUUUCCGCUAGCUUUUCUAGCUUGGAUAGAGGAUAGGGCAAAGCUUGACUGCAUCCCAGGAAACUGGGGUCGCUUUGUACGUGGCUCAAGCAUCAUUUGUUGCCUGUAUAAAGCUAAAGCCUUUUGGCCUUCUGCACACUAGGUGGAAUCUUCUCCACACGGUAGGGCCAUUUCAUUUCUUGGUUUCAUGGUGGAGAUUUUUGCUUCCUUCACAGCCUGUGUGAACAAUUGAAAGUACCCAUUUCCUCAGCCACCCACAGACCCACCAAAGAUCUCGUGUCCCAGAGCUUCCUGCAGCAGACCUGAAAAGUUGUUGACCAGAACUUUAUAGUGGAAGAGAACAGGAAAUAGCUCAGCAAGGGGAGGGUGGGUAGAGAGGCACAAGAAUAAGGGAGACCCGGACUCUGCCUGCUUUGGAAUGGGAAUCAGGCUCAGAUCAACUUGGCAGAUGUUACAAUCAGAUUUUUCAGGGUCAAGCUUCCUUUUGUUUUAAUUUCAUCAUUGUGAUGCUGUGGAAGAAAGUAAACAGCAGUUGUGACUAAGCCAUAUCAUCUUUCCUUUCUGUAACAUAAUUUAUUUGAAAUUUAAAUCAAGAAAAAAAUGUUCACUCUGAGCUAGGGUGAGGGCAAGAUGAGGUACGGUAAAUAUGGGAGCCCUCUAGGCUCCUGAGCCCUCCAGGCUCCUGCCCCUCUUCUGCAGUUGCACCUGAGAAGUCAACUCCUCUGUCUUCCUGAGGUUCAUGGUCAUCUUCUUUCCCAGCAUCCUGAUUUUGCUCACCUGAGCACUUGGUCAUUUGGGAACUGAAAAUGUGUUUAAAUCUUAAUUAACAUAAACAUCUCAACCUGUUGCCUCUCACUCCCCUCUAUUACUAUGGCUUUUAAAAAUCAUGUAAUUUUGAUGUAAGUAAAAAACAACAGCAACAGCAGCAGCAGCAGCAAAAACCCCCUUCCAUAUAUCUGGAUUUCCCUUUCCUAAUUCUUCAAAACUCUGCCUUCAUCCCUACCUCUGUGGUAUGGUUCAGGCUGUGUCAAUUUGACAGAAGUUAUCAGCUAACUCACCUUGAUUUAACAAGAUGGUAAAAUAGUGAAGUAGUGAUAUCACUGAAUUCUUAAUUGAACAUAACCUAUUGGAAGAGAAGUAAAUGGUUUCUUUUAUAGGAAAUCAUGCUUAAUUUAUAUACUCUGGUUUUUUGAGGAUAAAAAGAAACAUGGGAAUAAGAUCUAAUUUGUUGAGACUUUUAAGGACUUUAGUUAAAUUUCUCCACUAAGGCAAAUUUUAAAAUAUCAGUUACUAUCAGAUUGUGGGAAUUUGUCAUUCUUGGGACAGAAAUUAAAGACUUGGGACUAAAGAAACAUUUUUCUGGAGAGAAUGUUAGCAGGGGAAGUUUCCUAAGGGUCAGUGAUUGAUUCAGUGUUAAGAUUCUUAUAAACGACCUAAAUGUAGGUCUUGACAAUGCAAUAAAAUGUUGCCGCUUCCAUACGAUAAAAGGUAGACCAGAAGAGAUGGAGACAGACGACAACAAACCCCCACAAAGUCAUGGACAGAUCACAACUAGCAGGGCUGUGAAUACUCAAAAAAGUGUCAAGUGAAGUUUGGCACAGUCAGUGUGAGGGAAUGGGUUUCUGAAGAAUGUUCAGUUGAUGGGGCGGUGAGCUCAGGAACGCCAGCAAAGCACUGCUGAGCCGGGGAUCGAUGUGCUACAGUGGCCCGAGCCUAGCUCCUCAGCAUGACCAGGAAGGGGUGCAAACACCACUGUACCUCAUGCAGACUGUGGGUACAUCUUAAAUGAUCUGUGUAUCUCUAGAGACCUUAUUUAUCAAGUAUACGGUGAAGGGAGGAAAGGUCCAGAGAAUAGCAAAAAUAUUCUGCAUGACACAUCUUUUAAGAUGUGGACUGUGUUCAACAAGAAUGAAAACAGAGUGUUUGCUCACGUAUCCAGGCGGGAGCAAGGAUCCAGUCCUGAAAUUCUAGCUUUAAGGCUCUGCCUCAUCACCUUGGUUAAAAGAAUUGGGAAACCUGAUUGUUUUAAGAAGGGUCACCUGCAGAAUCUAAGUGUGAAUGCAGAAGGCUUAAAAGGAAUCCCUGUACGAUUGUCCCCCAAAGGGAAUGAUGUGAAACUGGGGCUGUUCUGUGAUCAACAACUGAGAGGUGACAUCCCUCCUCAAAGUCCCUGUAGUGCUUUUUUCAAGGGCAGGACGUUGAGCUGAGUAGAUCACUAGUCCUCUCAAGUGUGCAUUUCUGAUGUUCUUGGAGGAAACUAGAGGGAUGAGAUUCAGUAGCCAGAAAAUAGAAUUAUUCAACCUCAGGCUCCCCUGAAGUCAUUUAAAAUCACAUUCUGAUUCUCUUUCUCUGCUUCCUGCCUUGCCCUCUAUAUUCCUCUGGCAUCCCUCCAUGCAAAGAUGUGUCUAGUAGGCAUUGCUUGGUAUACCUUUGCCUUAAGCUUAAAGUAGAAACACAUCCAGCAAGUACCAAGGCUGACCUCUUAAUGGCCAGAGCUGUGUGUUUUCUGGGUUCUCUGAAGGAGUCUGGAAUUCUUGUCCAUGUGAUAAAUGGAGUCUUAGAAUUUCUGACUUAUGUGGCAGCUUGGGCCAUUGUCUUGAAAUUACCCCUCAAGAAAAUGUGGUAGGAUUCAUUAUUCGUUGGAAUUUUAGUAAAAAUUAUCUCGUGUAACUUUAUACUCUUAUUCAUUGGGUGAUGAUAACCUUUUCAUAAUGAAGUAUGACCUAGUGGUAAUCUUCAGAAUAAGUUCAAAAGAAAAUAACAAGGAAAAGGUAGUGUCAGCCCUUUUGAACUGUUUAUGCUUUCUGCUUUGGAACUGCAAGACUGAACCAGAAAUAAUAGUACCUCAAGAAAAUGUCGGGAGGAUAGCACCACCAUCCCUCAGAGGCUUUGGCUACUGCACAUCAUCAUUUCAGCUAUGGAACAACUAUAUUAUCUGUGAUCAUCAAGAUUUCUUGUUUACAUGCAGGAACUGGGGAUAAGCUUUAGGGCACACAGACUAGAGUGUAAAUCCUCUUCACUGGGCUGCAGGGACGAUUGGCAAUCUCAAAUUGUUUUCAACUCGCUGGAAUAAUUAACUUAGUUUUUGAUUUUAAGACAGGAGUGGUUCUAUUCAUGUGAUGGCUGCUUUUUGCUGUAUAUUUCAUUUGACCUUCAUUUUGCCAUGGCUUCAACCUUUGUGUCUCCUUUUCCAUGGUUCUGAAAGCAUGGUAUCUAUGUGGAAUAUACAAGGGAUAACCCUCCCCCAACAUACCCCAUAACUUAAAUGCUUCCACUUAACUAAUGCACACUAAUUCUUCCUUAGGGGGAAACAGAGUGGUAGAAGAUAGUUUGAAGUAUUGCCAGAUGGGAACUUUCCAUUUCAAACCUUUACACUAGGGAUUUUCCCCCCAUUAACUGUUUCAGAGACUCGGGUGUGAUGUACCAUCCUUUCAGAGACUAGGGCCUUCUGCCUCAUUGUUCCCCCAGCCAGAACAGGAAUAUUCCAUUCAUUUCUGGUAGGAUAGCACAGUAGAUAUUAUGGAAAGUAUUUUGUUUCCUGUGGCACUAGGGGAAACACUCAGACAACCUGCAAGAGUGAGGCCUUGCUAAGUGGCCGGACUUUGAUUUUCCUUACUUGUUAUUUAUCGUUUCAGCUUAUCCAAUAUCUCUAAUGGUGAUAGGUAAAGUUCCUAUAACUGUUUAAAAAAAAUUUCCUGUUAGAGUGGAAAGACGUCUUUUUACUCAGUUUAUUCAUUUUUAGUCAAGAUUUAGCCUGACUUGUAGCAUUUCUUUGUGAAGAAAUGUCUUCACUGGCUAAGUAUGUGCUUAAAGCCGUGAGUUUUUAAUGUAAGAUACUAAAAGUCAGAUGUGUCCCAGUUCAUGAGUUCAAGCUGUUUCCCCCACUCAGGGUGCUAAACAGAAUUGGAAUCUUAAAGUCAUGCUCAGGAAAGCUUUGAAAGACAACAGCCUCAAAAUCCUUCUCCCUAUGACACUGAACGGUAGAUGUAAAGAAUUCUGGGGGAUUGCCAAGUACAUACAGUGGCCUUAUUACUGCUAAUCACUGUCAAGGAAAGGUCACUCGCUCCAUUCCCCUCUGUUUGAGGAAAACAAUGAGAAUGUAUGCAACAAACUGGAAUCCUGGUCAGUAUUGGGAAAUUUUAAUGUUGCAACAUCUAAUCAAACCCUGAGUGUACUGGUUCUGUGAACCAUCUGGAAAAAAAAAAAGCAUAUUAAACUUAUUAAACGAUAUUGUUUGUGGCA